Elaeis guineensis (African oil palm) is the source of this 882-nucleotide messenger RNA. RefSeq lists its product as uncharacterized. Lineage: Eukaryota; Viridiplantae; Streptophyta; Magnoliopsida; Arecales; Arecaceae. The record is from RefSeq and is a predicted model, not a curated record. Gene Ontology annotation, molecular function: protein binding.
ACCAUCCCUUCUAGAUUUGAAAACUUUACUGCCAUGAAAGUGUCGGGGGAGAUGAAUGGAACCAUUUUAAAAAAUUAUACUCGUUACAAUGAAAAAAUGCAAGUGACCAUAAAAGGAAUAUACAUUGAGUAUGCUAUAUUGCUUCCACUUGUGAUCGUUAUGGACCUUUCAAAUAAUAACUUAUCUGGAAUGAUACCAGAAGAGCUGACCAACCUUUUUGGACUCGUGAGCUUAAAUUUGUCUGAAAAUCAUUUGACAGGAGAGAUCACAGAAAAGAUUGGUACAUUGCAACAGUUGGAGUCACUUGAUUUGUCAAGAAACAAUUUUUUUGGUGGAAUUCCUUCAAGCAUAAUUGAUCUUACUUUUUUGAGUUACUUGAACUUGUCAUAUAACAACCUAUCAGGAAGUAUUCCAAUAGGUAAUCAGCUUCAAACCUUCAUUGAUCCAUCUAUCUAUGUUGGUAAUCCUGAUCUUUGCGGGUUCCCAUUAAGUCAAAAGUGCAAAGAUGCCAAGACAAACCAAGGUCUAAAUGCAGUUGGAGGGGAUGAACAGAAUGAUAACACUAUGGAUGAAGAAGGAUCUGAAAUAAAGUGGCUGUAUAUGAGCAUGGGGCUAGGAUUUGCAGUAGGUUUUUGGAUUGUCUUUGGCUCACUAUUAUUCGAUAGAAAAUGGAGAGAAGCCUAUUUUCAACAUAUAGAUCAAGUAUUCAAUGUGGUUUACAUGGCCCUGGCAACAAUUUUCACCAAGUUUAAAGUACACAACAUUACAACGUGACAGUUUGUGACCUUGAAUUGUAUUUGUAAUUUUUUUCCUUUUUUUUUAGAAGUGAUUGUAGAAAUAUUCAGAAUGGAUUAUCUAUACUCAAGCUCUACUUUUACACAA